Solanum pennellii is the source of this 1512-nucleotide messenger RNA. RefSeq names its product sodium transporter HKT1-like. The record is from RefSeq and is marked provisional. Gene Ontology annotation, molecular function: sodium ion transmembrane transporter activity. NCBI's taxonomy places the organism in Eukaryota, Viridiplantae, Streptophyta, Magnoliopsida, Solanales, Solanaceae. Gene Ontology annotation, cellular component: plasma membrane. Gene Ontology annotation, biological process: monoatomic cation transport; transmembrane transport.
AUGAAGUCAUCACUUUCAAUUUCUUUCUUUAAGAUUAUGAUGAGUCUUAGGGUAAAGCCAUUUUGGAUUGAAUUAGGGUAUUUCACAACCCUUUCAUUGUUAGGUUUCUUAGCUUUGAAUUAUGUUUCAAAACCUAGAACCCUACCGUCUUUUCGUCCUCAAAACCUAGAUGUUCUUUUCACUUCUGUUUCUUCAACCACAGUUUCUAGUAUGUCCACUAUUGAAAUGGAAGUUCUCUCAAAUGUUCAACUUGUUUUCAUGACCAUAUUGAUGUUUCUUGGUGGGGAAGCUUUUACCUCUUUUCUUAGCCUUAAACUCAUCAAGAAUAAAGAAAACAAAGAUAAAUCUUUUAGUAACAAAGAUUAUGAGCUAGGGAAUAUAAUAAACGUUGACAAUAAGUUAGAAGAUGUAAUAAUAAUAAACCCUAUCGAAGAUCAUAGUCAUGAUCAUCACGAUGAAAUUAUCAAGAUUAAAUCGAUAAAAUUGUUGAGUAAUGUGGUUUUUGGAUAUAUUCUUGUUGUUAUUCUUCUUGGUUCAUCGUUAGUUUCUCUCUAUAUAAUACUCAUCCCUAGCGCGAAACAAAUCCUUAACCAAAAAGGCCUUAAUUUACAUACUUUUUCACUAUUCACCACAGUAUCAACUUUUGCAAAUUGUGGUUUUGCACCUACAAAUGAAAACAUGAUGAUUUUCAAGAAAAAUUCAGGUCUUCUUCUCAUUCUUAUCCCUCAAGUCCUUCUAGGAAACACUUUGUUUGCUCCUUGUUUACGCAUCGUUAUAAUGUUCUUAUGGAAAAUCACAAAGAGACAUGAGUAUGAGUAUAUUUUGAAGAACUCAAAAUGUGUUGGAUAUUCACAUAUUUUUCCAAGUUAUGAAACAAUUGGUAUUGCUAUUACUGUUGUGGGAUUAAUAGUAUUUCAAUUUGUUAUGUUUUGUUCAUUGGAGUGGAAUUCUGAAGGUACUUCUGGAUUAAGUACUUAUGAGAAGAUUGUGGGAUCUUUGUUUGAAGUUGUGAAUACAAGGCAUGCUGGUCAAUCUGUAUUUGAUCUUUCAACUUUUACUCCAUCAAUCUUAGUAUUGUUUGCCCUAAUGAUGUAUCUAUCACCCUAUACUACUUUUUUGCCUGUUGACAAUUAUGAAGAGAAGUCAGAAAAAAUGAAGAAGAGAAAGGGAAGAAGCUUAAUGGAGUACAUAUCAUUAUCACAACCUUGUUGUUUGGUCAUCUUUACCAUUCUUAUUUGUGUUGUGGAGAAAGACAAAAUGAAAAAUGAUCCACUCAACUUCAAUGUACUCAACAUUCUCUUUGAAGUCAUAAGUGCAUAUGGGACAGUUGGAUUGUCAAUAGGGUAUAGUUGUGCAAGGCAAAUAAAUCCAGAUGGUCAUUGCAAGGAUGUUACAUAUGGAUUUGCUGGAAAAUGGAGUAAUACAGGAAAGUUCAUUUUGAUAAUUGUCAUGUUUUUUGGAAGGUUGAAGAAGUAUAAUCAAAGAGGUGGCAAGGCUUGGAAAGUAUUAUAA